Magnolia sinica is the source of this 2158-nucleotide messenger RNA. Its product is annotated as heavy metal-associated isoprenylated plant protein 33-like. The transcript has 3 exons. The record is from RefSeq and is a predicted model, not a curated record. Gene Ontology annotation, molecular function: metal ion binding. The coding region runs from base 378 to 1934 and encodes 518 amino acids. Lineage: Eukaryota; Viridiplantae; Streptophyta; Magnoliopsida; Magnoliales; Magnoliaceae.
UCUCACUCUCUCUCUCUCUCUCUGAACUAUAACAACACAAAUCAAACCACCACCUAGAAAUGGAAGCAGCAGCGCUUUAUCGUCGAGCCACCCAUCCCUCUCUCUCUCCAUAAAAUAGGAAUCCUUCAAUUGUUCCUCUUCUUAGAAAUCUUCUCUCUCUCUCUCUCUCUCUCUCUCUCUCUCUCUCAUCUGCUAGAAAACCCAUUGGGAAAAGGACCUCUUUUUGGGUUUUGCUGUUACAUAUCUUCUGCUUGUUUCAUCUGUCUUGUUUCAUUUUUUUUUUCCUCAUCGUUUCUAUCUCUCCACCUCUCUCAGAUCUGUCAAGUCUUUUUCUCUUUGUUGUAUCAUCUUUGGUUCUAGUAUUUGGUGGAAGGAAAAUGAGUAAACAAGAAGACGUUAAGUUCUUGAAGACACAGACUUGUGUUCUGAAAGUUAAUAUACACUGUGAUGGAUGUAAGCAGAAGGUGAAGAAACUGCUCCAGAAGAUUGAUGGGGUUUAUACAACCAGCAUAGAUGCAGAACAUGGGAAGGUGACAGUUUCUGGCAAUGUAGAUCCAUACACUCUCAUAAAAAAGCUCCAAAAGAAAGGCAAACAUGCAGAACUGUGGGGAGCUUCCAAGGGUGGUGGCGGCGGCAACAACAACAACAACCAGCUCAACAAGCAGUUCCAAGGCAUGCAUAUUGACAAUGGUAAAGGACAGAAAGAUGGGAAGGCUAAGGGUGGGAAAGACCAAAAGCCCCAGCAGCAGCAGCAGCAGCAACAACUACAACAGCUGCAGCAGCAACAACUACAACAGCUGCAGCAGCAACGUCUACAACAGCUGCAACAGCUUCAGCAGCUGCAGCAGCUGCAGCAAAUGAAGGGGAUGAAGGAUAUGAAUCUGCCCCAGUUCAAGGACCCGAAGAUGCCCUCUAAAGACCAGAAAUCUGUCAAGUUCAGCUUGCCUGAAGAUGAUGGUAUGGAUAGUGAUGAUUUUGAUGAUGAAUUUGAUAGUGAAUUUGGUGAUGAGUUAGAUGAGUUUGAUGAUGAUUUUGAUAUUGGUCCUGAUGAGCUGAUGAAGAUGAAGGCCAUGAAUGGUUGCGGGAUGGGUCAUCUUGGUAGUGGAGGUGUAGGUCAUCCUCAGCAACAGCCACCUAUGAAUGGCCAUGCCAUGAAUGACAAAAAAGCCAAUGGUGGUGGUGGGAAUGGUAAGAAAGGUGGUGGUGGAGAUGUGAAUGUUCAAAACAAGGGCAUUGGUGGAAAUAAUGAGGGUAAAAAUGGAAAUAAUGGAAAGAAGGGUGGUGGUGGAAACAGUGAAUGGAAUCAGGCACAAGGUGGGGGUGGAGCUGCUAAAAAUGGGGGAAAAAAUGGUGGGCCUCAAGAUCCCAAAAAUGGGGCUAGUAAUGGUGGAAAUAACAAGAAUGCCCCUCAUGCCAAUGGUGGGGGUGGGAACAAUAAUGGAAAUGGUGGGGGGAAGAAGGGAGGUGGUGGGCCCAAAAAUGAGAUGGCUAAUCCAAUGAACAACAUGGGUCCACGUGGGUUUCAUGACAUCGAUCUCACUGCUGGUGGUGGAGCAGGUGGAAAUAUCGGUCAGAUGAGGAACAUGCAUGUUCCCAUGGGCCAUCAGAUGGGCAACAUCCCAGCAGUCCAAGGUCUGCCCGCCGGACCUCCGAUGAAUCCAAUGAACCCUGGCAGUGGGUAUUUCCGAGGGGUGGGGGCCCCAGAUAUGGUCCCUGGCAACCCUUACCACCAGCAGUACCUUGCUGCUAUGAUGAUGAGGCAGCAGCAACAGCAACAGCAGCAGCAGCAGAACGGCAACGAACGGUUCCAUCCCAUGAUGUACCACCGGCCCCAGCCAGCUGUGGCUUACUUUCCACCGCCAUCACCUGCGCAGCCGGACCCAUAUACACAUAUCUUCAGUGACGAGAACACCAAUAGCUGUGUGGUCAUGUGAUUCGCUUGAAUUUCUGCAGACCGGUCAGAAAAUUCCCUUGUGCAUGCUAAUGGAUGGAUGGGAGUGUUUGUUUGGUGGGUGCUUGAUUUCUGUGUUUGAGGGGUGCAUGCACAUGGAAAUAGGUUACUUUGAAAUUUUCAUGUUUUUAAGUUGUAGCUGUUAUAUUUAUAUAUCUAAUUAUCUUAUUAUUGAAAUCUACUGUAGUAUUAGUGGAGGAGACUUUA